Myxocyprinus asiaticus (Chinese sucker) is the source of this 985-nucleotide messenger RNA. RefSeq names its product peroxiredoxin-6-like. Gene Ontology annotation, biological process: cellular oxidant detoxification; cell redox homeostasis. Bases 17 to 703 code for a protein of 228 amino acids. The record is from RefSeq and is a predicted model, not a curated record. Gene Ontology annotation, cellular component: cytosol; mitochondrion. The transcript is spliced from 5 exons. Lineage: Eukaryota; Metazoa; Chordata; Actinopteri; Cypriniformes; Catostomidae. Gene Ontology annotation, molecular function: peroxiredoxin activity.
GAGAGCGCGCUUCAAGAUGCCGGGGAUGAUGUUAGGAGACACCUUUCCCAAUUUCGAAGCCGAUUCCACUUUUGGAAAAAUGAAACUACACGAUUUUCUUGGAGAUUCCUGGGGAAUCCUGUUCUCUCAUCCUCGGGACUACACCCCCGUCUGCACCACUGAAUUAGGACGAGCAGCUCAACUCAACUCUGAGUUCUGCAAGCGCAAUGUGAAGCUGAUCGCACUAUCCAUUGACAGCGUAGAAGACCAUCAUGGCUGGAGCAAGGACAUCAUGGCGUACAAUAAUGAGGAAUCUGGAAGCAAGUUUCCUUUCCCAAUCAUAGCAGAUGAUAAGAGGGAACUGGCCGUGGCCCUGGGCAUGUUGGACCCUGAGGAAAAGGAUCAGACUGGAAUGCCACUCACCGCCCGAUGUGUAUUUGUAAUAGGUCCAGAUAAGAAGUUAAAGCUCUCGAUUCUCUAUCCUGCAACAACAGGACGGAAUUUCGAUGAGAUUCUCCGUGUGGUUGACUCUUUGCAGUUAACGACAAAAAAACGUGUAGCUACACCUGUGGACUGGCAGGCAGGAGGCAGUGUGAUGGUGCCACCCAGUAUCCCUGAAGAGGAGGCCAUCAUGCUCUUUCCCUCUGGAGUCUACACGAAACAUCUUCCCUCUGGGAAAAAUUAUCUACGCUAUACACAGCAACCUUCUACGACUGAUCAUUAGUACAUUUACAGACAUUGUCCCUGGACUGGAGAAGCUGGAGUGAGAAUAUUUUAACGAAAGCAAAGCACACCCAAGCACCCUCCUAGAUCCGGCCCUGGACAAAAUGGCAAUAAACCUAUGUAAUGCAUGCCAGGUUUAUUUUUAAAAUUGUUUAAUUCCUUAUAUUUCAACAUGUAUUUCAUGAGUAGUUGUGGUUAAUUACAACAACAUGAUUUGCAGAAUAGUAUGUGUAUGGGAAUGUGUGGGUGUUUGUAAAAGUACCCCUUUGCUGCGUACAGUAAA